Eublepharis macularius is the source of this 565-nucleotide messenger RNA. Its product is annotated as WAP four-disulfide core domain protein 3-like. The transcript has 5 exons. The coding region runs from base 1 to 498 and encodes 165 amino acids. Gene Ontology annotation, molecular function: peptidase inhibitor activity. Gene Ontology annotation, biological process: innate immune response; antibacterial humoral response. Gene Ontology annotation, cellular component: extracellular region. The record is from RefSeq and is a predicted model, not a curated record. Lineage: Eukaryota; Metazoa; Chordata; Lepidosauria; Squamata; Eublepharidae.
AUGAAGCCUGGUGCCCACCUCCUCCUUUUGGCCGGGCUCCUCGCUCUCUGGGCUCUGAUGCCCCCCGCGUCUGCUAAAGGCAAACUUGGCAGGUGCCCCAUCCCGAAGCCCCCUGUCACCUGUCUGGAUGCCUGUUCUUCGGAUUCUUUAUGCCCUGGAAGGCAGAAGUGCUGCGGCACUGGCUGUGGGCGUGAGUGCAUGGAUCCAGAAUUCAGACGCAAACCUGGCAGCUGCCCUGUCCGAAAGGGCCCUGGCAUCUGUGUGGAAGGCUGUUCUUCAGACUCUUCAUGCCAUGGAAGACAGAAGUGCUGCGGCACUGGCUGUGGGCGUGUGUGCAUGGAUCCAGUAUUCCCAAGCAAGCCUGGCAGGUGCCCCAUCCCAAAGGGCCCUGGCAUCUGCGUGGAAGGCUGUUCUUCGGAUUAUGACUGCGGUGGAAGAGACAAGUGCUGCAGCACUGGCUGUGGGCGCGAUUGCAUGGAGCCAGUAUUUGCAGACUAACCUCGUCUGAACUGCAGAACCCUUGACAGCAGCCCGUGCAGAAGACCUGCCUCCUUCGAGAGCCAGU